AUCAAUAACGCUCCGCCAAAAAUGAAUGUUUGUUUACUUGAUCGGGAAGAGUAUGGUCAUCUUAAAUGCGUGGAAGAGGAGUUUUUACUGGUAAGCACCACAGUCACUUCUCAGCACUAAAUGGGAAAGGAUGGCAACUCGAGAAUUGGAUCUUAUCGUUGCUGGAGUUCCCCAGAAAAUUGCUAUAGGAAACAUUCGUAGCAGAGAUUCUAACGUGUUGCAACGUCCUCCACUGGUGCAAUCAAACAAUUUAUCAAUCCGGAAACAGAAGAUUGGCGAAACAACAAUGAAGCGACCGACCGAAUCUUUGUGUGACACUGAAUCCAACAGUUCAAGAUCGUCAAUUCAGGAAUUGCACAAACCAAUCAUUUGGGUUGAUAUUGCUAGAAAAUUGCCGACUCCGGAAGUAGCAACGCCAAUCGUUACAGCAACCAACCAAAAACUUUCCGUGCCCGUUCCGAUACCCAAUAACCCCCGUCAAGGAUUAUUGCCCGUAGCAUUUCAAAUUUACCUUCAAACCAAUUUCAGUCUCAUGGCAGAAGUCGAGACAGCCAAGAAGAGAAGGUCGGACAAUCGGCAUAUUUUCCGUACCGAACAAGAAGAUGAUGUCAACUGGACUUCUCACGCUCCCCGUCCGUCAGACUGGCUACAAAAACCGUCAUUUGAAGGAAAAACAAAUCGAGCUAACAAGAAUGCCAAGCUGGGAAAAUGGCUACAACUCCCUGACGGUCUAAAAGGUAUUCACUUACAAGGAAGAGAACCUCGCAAAACGAAUCCUCUCCAACCUGGUCCGCGUAAUCUAUCGAAGAGCAUCCAACAUCAUUCGUUCGAUUUGCCAUUGGAAUGGGUAAUCCCCGGAACAGGGACAACUUUGCAGCCGAUCAAUCUUGGGAAACAGACUAAUCGAAGUAGGAAACGGCGACGACGAACGAAAAGGAAAACCAAAAAGGGUAAGAAGUUGCCGAAGCAGUUGUCUUCGAAAGGUGCAAGAGGACUUCGCAGUUCUGACUCGAUGCUCGAUGAAAACGCGUUUACCGGCUACGAUGCAAAUAGUUUAUCCGAUUCCAUGCGUGAAAUGGAUCUUGGAGACGGAUUUCCCCACAAAAAAUUAGAGGACGAGCAGGUUCUUCACGAAGCCGAAUUAAAUAAAGCAUUAGUGAACGAUCUUCAACCACCUGAGGUUUGCGGAAUGUCGAGUGAUAUCAAGCAACAAUCCCUCGAAGAUCUUGAGGAAAGUCUCCGUAAUAUCCAAGUCCAAGAUGAGGACAUCAAUGAGGACAUGCUGUAUCAACUUGAAAAGACAACCAUUGCCGAAGACAUGACGUGGCUCUAUUUUCCCCGAGCUGGAAAUAAUUUCGGAGCUCGUUUUGAAUUGCCCAUAGAUUUGCGAAAGCUAAAAACAAUGACUCCUCUUGAGUACUUAUCCCAAUAUGUGGUGGCGACGCGUUGCCGCCAAAGAUUAAACGAUGUGGUUUUUGAACGACACGCCACAGACUCGAAGCUUCCAAGUGAGAAGCUCUUUUCGUCGCUAACUGAAAUCCUGGGUUUUCCCUUGGAUACCCAAGCCGAAGAUAAAUUAUCCAAUUUGAUAGAUCUGGUUUCUGUUUCUCAAUUGAGUCGGGAGCAAUUUGCUGGCAUCGGUGCACUGGCUGAACGCAUCGGACGUAGUGGCAUCAGUCGGAGAGACGAUCUGGAAUUGGCAGACUUCAAUCUUCUGCAUCAAAAGAUGACCUAUUUAGAAAUGGACCAACUUCUUCGCCGGCUAUUUAUGUUCAUUUGUGAAAUUGAUUUUUCGCCGCUAGCUUAA
Molecule: messenger RNA, 1807 nt
Organism: Daphnia carinata
Lineage: Eukaryota; Metazoa; Arthropoda; Branchiopoda; Diplostraca; Daphniidae
Exons: 5
Coding region: 131-1807 (558 amino acids)
Source: RefSeq, a predicted model, not a curated record